GUUUUGUUUGUUACUAAACAUCAAAAAAGAGAAAAACUAGAGCUCUGAACAAAGGUUUUUUAACUUCUUUCCAUAUGGAUGUGAGGAAAAUAGUGAUAAUAGUAGAAGAUGUACAAGUAUCAAGAACAGCUCUACAAUGGGCUCUUCAUAAUCUCUUACGUUAUGGAGAUUUAGUAACACUUCUUCACGUUUUCCCAAAUUUGAGAUCCAGAACCAGCAACAAACUUAGGCUUCUUCGCCUUAAAGGUUUUCAAUUAGCUCUCUCUUUUCAAGAUCUUUGCAACAAUUUUCCCAACACCAAGACAGAGAUUGUGGUCACUGAAGAAGAUCAAGAUGGUGGCAAAAUUGCUGAAAUGGUUAGACAAAUUGGAGCUUCAACUCUUGUUGUUGGACUUCAUGAUCAUAGCUUUAUCUACAAGAUGGCCAUGGCCCAUAACAGUAUAGCUAGCAAUUUGAAUUGCAAAGUAGUGGCUAUCAAGCAACCAACACCUUUGACCACCACCACAACAAGGAAAAGGACUAUUUCUUUACCUAACAGUUCAACCAACAUGGACUUGUCACAGAUUGAAAUAGCAGCACUGAGUGUCCCGGAAAUUAAUCCACCAAAAAUUCCAUAUCAAAUUUGUCCAGACCCGAGUGCUAUUAUUUGGAGAAAGGGGAGAUCCAGAAGAUGGACAAGAAGAGAUUAAAAAUCAACAAAUUAUGUAUAUCUGCUGUUAUUAAUUAUUUGAUGACAAAAGUGGUUUUUGAAUUUGUUAGUUUGACUCAACAGGGCAUAGAACAAAGACAGAAAAAAAAAAAGAUUCACAAAAUUUACAAGUUGGUUGGUAAUUUGGCUAAUGAAUAUUCAUAAUUAUGUGAUUCAUUAUGACGAAAACAAAUAUAGCUGUAAUUUUCAUUAAUCUGUAUGGUAAUUUGUACUAUUGGUAUGCCCCGUCUGUCAUAACUUGUGAACAAGACAAAUGUUAUCGUAGCGACAAAAUUUGUGUAUCGAAAAUGUUUAGAGCCCAAAAGGCCCACGAGACCAUGAUUGACAUGCC
Molecule: messenger RNA, 1040 nt
Organism: Solanum tuberosum (potato)
Lineage: Eukaryota; Viridiplantae; Streptophyta; Magnoliopsida; Solanales; Solanaceae
Exons: 4
Coding region: 75-689 (204 amino acids)
Source: RefSeq, a predicted model, not a curated record